GUACAAAUGAAAUAUUAAAACGUGACCUUGAGAAGGUAAUGCCAUACAUGGCGCAUUUUGUGGUGUACAGAAUUUGGCCAAUGAAAAGCCAGGUCAUUCUGGCGGCACAUGGUUUGUAGACAGUCUAGAAAUGGUAGUUCACCGAUGUCUGAUUCUGCUUCCGAAGUGAACUGGAUUUUGGGAGAUGCACAGUUUAUUUUCUCCAGGAAUGAAUUGUGUAGAUCUUGUUUUAGUGCUACAAAAGUAUCAUCCACAUAUCUUAACCAUAUUUUAGAAGUGAGUAUGCUUGAAAAGAUAUUAUUUUCGAAUUUAUUCAUGUAAAGAUCGGCGACUAUUGGGGAGACUGGUGAACAACCUACACUUGUUUUGGUUACCUUUACCUAUUCUCCAACUUGACAACCAAAAUGACCCCAGACUAACGAACGAUGAUCAAGUGUAUGAUACCUUUUACGCCAAAAACACUAGCCUAGAAUAUGACUUUUCAAAAAGUUGGACCAUUUGAAGUCUUUAGUUGGUCUGUUGCUGGAAAUGAGACAUGUGUUGCUGUCCAAAGUAAAGACAGAGUAUUUGGUUUCGAUAUUGGAUUUUCACCUAGACCCAUGGUGUUAGCUGACUAUAUAUUCAUUAGUCAUGGUCAUGCAGAUCAUAUUGGAGCGAUUACUCAACAUAUGAAAAAGCGAGCUUUAAAUAAAUUAGGCAAAGCAACAUAUUUUAUGCCAAAACACUUAGUCCCAUUGAUAACUACUGUCUGCGAUGCUUACACAAUGAUGUCUGAGAAGACGGAUUCCGAUUUUGUGGGUAAUCUUAUUCCCGUGGAGUCUGGAGGUGAAUAUGAGUUGUUAGAUGGUUGGCGAGUUGUUGUACUUUCAACUGAUCAUGCUAUUGCUAGUGUGGGUUAUUUACUGUAUAGUCAAGAUUCCAAUGGAAAAACAGUUCCUGAAAUCGCCUAUUUAGGUGAUUCUAGAUUUACUGUUCUACAGUCGGCAAAGUCUAUAUGCCCAGAUCUUUUAUCAACACGUUUACUGAUAAUGGAAGCGACAUUUUUAGAUAAUCCAGAGAGGAGAAUGGAUAGUGCUAAGUUGCAUGGUCAUACUCAUUUAGAUGAAAUUCGUCAAAAUGCUUCUUUAUUUAAGUCAAUCGAUUACCUAUACUUGAUCCACUUCUCAGAUAGAUACAGUUUCAGCGAUAUUGUCCGUCUUUGUCAAAAGGAAAUGCCCAGAUGGUUAGCAGAUCGUAUUAUACCGUCAGUGUAUGCUAAACGUUGUCUUGAACUGCGUUUAUAAUCUCAUUAUCAUUAUCAUUACUAUUAUUUUUUAUGCCUUAAUUUUAUACUCUGUCCAUAAAAUAUUGACGUAUUUUGAUUCUUCCUAUUUUUAUCUGAAAGUAGAUUAUAGAAUUUAUUCAUA
Molecule: messenger RNA, 1406 nt
Organism: Trichobilharzia regenti
Lineage: Eukaryota; Metazoa; Platyhelminthes; Trematoda; Strigeidida; Schistosomatidae
Source: the annotation of a GenBank genome assembly